AUGGGCACGGUAAAUCCCCACGACGGGCCCGGCUCUGUUGAGACGGCUGAGAGACCGGGCUGCCUGAGGACCAUCUACCUGACAGUCCACCAUGUGUUGACCUACAACCCACUGAUCAACAUUCUCUACGUUUUCGUUCCUGCGGGCAUCAUCGUGGCCCAGUUUCCGAGUGUCCCUGGCGGCGUGGUGUUUGGUCUCAACUGCGUUGCUGUCAUCCCGUUGGCAGCGUUGUUGGCACAUGCGACGGAGAGCUUUGCUGGUGAAAUGGGCGACGCCUUAGGGGCAUUGAUCAACGUCACCCUUGGAAAUGCCGUGGAACUGAUUAUCUUUAAAAACGAAAUUCGGAUCGUUCAGGCUUCGCUUCUAGGUUCCCUGCUGGCCAACUUGCUGCUCAUCCUGGGUCUGGCUUUUUUCCUCGGCGGCAUGCGCUAUCGAGAGCAGCUUUACAACAACACGGUCACGCAGAUGAGUGCCUGCCUGCUGAGUCUGAGCGUCGUCAGUCUAGUCCUUCCGACCGCAUUUCACGCCUCCUUCGAGGAUUACCAUCGCGCGGAUGAGCAGUCACUCAAGAUUAGUCGGGGCACCAGCACCGUGUUGUUGGUCGUCUACAUUAUUUUCCUCGUCUUUCAGCUCAAGUCACACGCCUAUCUCUACGAAUCCAUGCCAAGGCACAUUGUCGACGCAGAGGCUGCACCUGGGCCUGUGGCCGGCUGGCUCGUGAACGACGACGAGGACGAUGACGACGACGACGAAGACUCGGGCCUCGAUUCGGACGAUACACGCGUCAACAUGCGCCACAGAAUGCGACGAGCCUUUAGUAAGAGUAAGAGACGCAACACAUCGCCUACGUUAGGCCCCGCGCUCGGCUCCCGAAGGUCGUCGCAGACUAUCGUCGACGUCGACGAUGCUUUGCCAAGGACACGAGACGGCGAGGUUGACGGCGGCAACGAGGCCACGGAGCUGAAAAUAGAGAAGAAGAGAUCAAAGAGCCUAAGAGGCCGUCGCAGGAGAUGGAGACGCCGUAAUGCAGAGGGCGAAGACACCGUGCAAAGAGGAGGUGACGCACGGCAGGGACACCAGAGAACAGCCAGUGGCCCUCCUCAGCUGGAACUCCGGCUGCCCAGCAGCGAGAUCGCAUCGUGGACCCCGAAGAGCCCGUUUGUCAGGUUUAAGAACUUUGCACCGGUGCUAUUCGACGAGGCCGGUCCAAGUGACACGCGCCGCCACUCGCAGAUGGCCCAAAAUGCGGACGUGCCAGGACGAUCCGACAACAACCACUGCCCAUCGCGUCUUUCGGUAGACACAUUGACUGGCGGCGUUGGAGUUGCCGAACCCAUGGCGGACGACGAGAAGAGACCAGAGGGGUUCGAGAUGUCGCGGAUUGGCGCCCUCAUUGUGCUCCUCAUCGCGGCCGCGCUUGUGGCGACGUGCGCCGAGUUUCUCAUCUCGUCCAUCGAGGCGGUCACGGCGUCGUCCCCGCUCAGCGACACGUUCAUCGGCCUCAUCGUGCUGCCGAUUGUGGGCAACGCGGCGGAGCACAUUACGGCCAUCAGCGUCGCCAUGCGGAACAAGAUGGACCUGGCGAUUGGGGUGGCGAUUGGGUCCUCGAUCCAGAUUGCGCUUCUCAUCACGCCGCUGGUCGUCCUGCUCGGCUGGAUCCUCGACAAGCCCAUGGGUCUAUACUUUACGCUUUUCGAGACGGUGUGCCUGUUUGUCUCGGCUUUCAUUGUCAACUUCCUGGUGCUGGAUGGCAAGAGUAAUUUCAUGGAGGGCGUCUUGCUGUGCGCGGUGUAUCUGGUCAUUGGGAUUGUGGCAUUCUUCUACCCGGAAGGGAGCGAGGUGAGCCACUGGGGGUUUGGCGAGGAUACUGACUCAUUUUGA
Molecule: messenger RNA, 1881 nt
Organism: Emericellopsis atlantica
Lineage: Eukaryota; Fungi; Ascomycota; Sordariomycetes; Hypocreales; Bionectriaceae
Product: Sodium/calcium exchanger protein-domain-containing protein
Exons: 4
Coding region: 1-1881 (626 amino acids)
Biological process (GO): intracellular calcium ion homeostasis; calcium ion transmembrane transport
Cellular component (GO): fungal-type vacuole membrane
Molecular function (GO): calcium:proton antiporter activity
Source: RefSeq, a predicted model, not a curated record